Molecule: messenger RNA, 8062 nt
Organism: Mesocricetus auratus (golden hamster)
Lineage: Eukaryota; Metazoa; Chordata; Mammalia; Rodentia; Cricetidae
Product: chondroitin sulfate proteoglycan 4
Exons: 10
Coding region: 76-7254 (2392 amino acids)
Source: RefSeq, a predicted model, not a curated record
CCAGGCUCCCGGGCGCACGGCGGGCAGUGACCCGCGCAGGUAGAGCUCGGCGCGGCCCCGAGACGGCCUGGCGGGAUGGGGCGGCCGGGGGUUCGUCGCCUCGUGCUGCUCGCCGCCUGCCUGGAGCUCUGCGGGCCGCGCGGGGCGCUUGGAGCAUCCUUUUAUGGUGAGAGCUACGUGGGGCUCAGCAUCACAGAAGUUUCCUCUGGGCUUUCGCUUCAGUUGAGAUUUCAAACCAGCAAGUCACAAGGCUUGCUGUUUCUUGCAGCUGGGAAAAUUGACUAUUGCCUAAUAGAACUUCUGUCAGGAAUAUUACAGGUGAAAAUAAAUGUGGCUACGGGUGGGCAGCUCCUCCUUUCUGAGCAAAGACUUCGUGUGGACAAUUUGGUUUGGCAUUCGGUGGAGCUGUACUAUGGCAAGGAUAAGGUUUCCUUGGUUGUUGACAAGCAUUAUGAGACAACGAGGCAACUGGAUGGGGGCAUGUGUAACUUCACAUUUCACCAUGGAAUCUAUGUGGGAGGUCAUGGGGGACUCAGUGUGCCUUACCUGGACAGAAAGACCCCCAACUUCCGAGGAUGCAUAGAGGGUGUGCUGUUUAACCAGAGGGAGGUCCUUACAUCCCUUAGGUCUUACCCUGGUUUCAAGAAGGUUUAUGAGGUGUCUCUGGGAUGUAAUGAUGAGUUUUUUGCUGGGAAGAAUGAAGCUAUUAGCUUUUUCAGCUCUAGGUCUUAUGUUGCCUUUCCAGAAUGGAGGGUACAGGGGGAAGGGACACUGAGAUUUUCUGUGCAAACUGGAACCCAACAAGCCUUGCUUUCAUUUCAGUCAGGUAGAGGAAGAGAUUUUGUUGCCUUGGAAAUACAUGAGGGUCUACUGAAGGCUCAUGUAGGAAAGGGGGAAACAAAAACUCAGCUUUCAUCAUUCCGCUUGGUUAGUGACAACAAGUGGCACAUUGUUCAACUCAGAGUCUCGAGGAGGCAUCUGGACCUCACAGUAGAUGAACAAGGGGUAAGAACCACACUGCCUCUGCAAAACCAAGCGUUUGUGUCUGAAGGCUCCCUGUUCAUGGGAGGCCUGAAUCACCGGAUGUGGGAAACAGUGAGGGGGUUAGACCUUGUGUCUGUGCCUGGGAAGUCUGUUCGAGGCACCUCUCUGAAAGGAUGCCUGAGAGCCUUGGAAGCAAACUUGGAGAAGAGAGCAUUAAGGGACGCACUUGUUUCCAAAGACGUUUCUGCUGGAUGCACAAGUGGCAGUGUCCAUGAUGCUUACCCUUCUGUGACAGUGGGAGACCUCUUUCAGCCAGAGCCCUCCCCUUCCGCUGCAGUUCCCAGUCACAGCUCUCCUCUGAAAAAUCAAAGUGCCAGCUUUUUGGUUUUGAAUACGUUGGAAGUCCAAGAAGGUGGGCGGGCCUUACUGGGACAAAGGCAUAUAAAAGUGAAUAUGGACUUUACGGGACUGGGUAUCAACUAUUCCCAGAUAUUAUUUAAAAUACAGGAAAUGCCAACUCACGGUUUCCUUCAAAUAGAUGUUCAGUCUGCACAGGAAAUGGAGAGGACUUUUACUAUGUUAGAUUUGAGGCGUGGGAAAGUGUGGUAUAUUCACGAUGGCUCGGAAGAGCCUACAGAUUUUUUUACAUUUGGGGUUUUUUCUAGCAGCAAGAAGGCAAUACUAUCCCAGUUGCAGAAUCCCACUCCACAUGUUUUAAACAUUAUUGUCAUUCCAGUGAAUGACCCCCCAUACCUUAAGCUCCCAGAAGGACACUUGCUUCUCUUCGAGAACUCUAAGAAACAACUGACCCCCAGUGUGGUACAGGUGUCAGACCCCGAUACCGACUCUCGGCAUCUCAGACUUUUGGUUCUUAGCAAUUUCAAUGCAGAUGCUGGGUUUUUAGAAAGUUCCAAUGACCCUGGGAAAGCCAUCAAUGGUUUUACACAGGUGGAUUUACAACAUGGCAACAUUUUCUACGUGCACAAGGGUAAUCGAAACUCUCGGAUUGUUCUGAGAGCAACUGAUGGUGAGCUGGUUAGCAAUACUGUGGUGUUACGGGUCAUGGCUGUUCCUUGGGACUUUGAAGUGGCAGGUAGGACUGGCGUGGUGGUACAACUGGGUGGUUCAGUUCUGAUCACGCAAAGUGACUUGUCAGUGAAGGUGAAUGGUGAACAACAUGACAUGGACACUCGCUAUGAGAUCACUCGUCCACCUCAGUUUGGCCAAAUUCAGUAUCGGGGAUCCAACGGGGAAUGGGAAAAAGUUAGUACCUUUUCUCAACGUUCCAUUGACAGGAGUUGCAUCCGAUACUAUAGUUCAUUCAAAGAACUGCAGCAAGAAAAUGUUACAGAUCACUUUAAAUUUAAAGUGAUCAUAGAAGGAAGAGAAAGUGAAGAGCUCCUGUUUCCUGUCACCGUUCAGCUGCUGAAACUGACACUUCUAAAAAAUAUUCCUCUAGAGAUUAGCAAUGCAAACAAGAAAGUAUUGGAUUCUGGCCAUCUGCAGGCUGCAACAGAGAGUGUGGAAGUAGCUGAGCAGGAACUAUAUUUCAAGUUACUGAGCCCACCUAAGAAAGGAAACUUGCUACUUGGCAAUGAAGUUCUUCAAACAAGUUCAAUUUUCAGUCAAAAAAACAUUACAGACUCGAAGGUAAGCUAUGAGCCUCAGGGGAAACCUGGGGAAGACUCGCAGGAUACUUUUAGUUUUUCAAUUAUUGUAAAACACAUAGAAUCAAAAGAUUAUACUUUCAGGAUAAACCUUAAAGCAGAUAAGACACAUAUUAUUUUAACCAACACUGGGUUGUUUGUGAAAGAAGGAGAAUGGACAUUAAUUACAAAAUCAGAAUUAUUUGUUCAAACAUUGGACAAUCAUCUCUUCCAAUAUGAAGUCACCAAGCAUCCUCAGCAUGGGGAACUGAAGUUAGUCAGCUCUUCCGCUUCUCUGGGAAGUGACAAUAGUGUCGAUGGGUUCACAGAUGAAGACAUAGUGGAUGGAAGGCUGAUAUAUGUUCACGAUGACUCCGAGACCCAGUGUGAUGAAUUCAUUGUUUUGGCCUCUGCCACAGAUCUGGGUCAAAAGGGCGGGGUCAGAAGUCUUGACUCUGAGCACAUGUCUACAGAAAUCAGAGUCAGCAUUUCUAUUGAGUUGAAGAAUGAUGAGAAGCCAGUGCGAGUGGUAGAUAAGGUCUUUCAUGUUGUGCGGGACAGCCAGCGCUUACUGACACUAGCAGACCUCUGUUACCAUGACCCUGACUUAGAUUUUGAUGAUGGGCAGUUGCUCUACACUCGGCGUGGCAUACCAAAUGGAGAUUUGGUGAAAGCCAGUGACCCGUCUCAGAAGCUCUACCAGUUCAGACAAGAGGACCUACAGGAAGGGCGUGUGCUCUUCAGACACCAUGGUCCAGACUCUGCCCGAUUCCUGCUGUUUGUGACGGAUGGUGUCCAUUACACAUCAUCCCUUUUCGAGGUCAGUGUGUCAGAGGCCUAUGUCCGCAUAGUCAACAACACAGGGCUGCUUGUGCCCAGAGGCAGGGACAGCUGCUUCACAACAGCCAACCUGAGUGUCACCACCAACCAAGAUGUCAGAACAGACCAUGAGUUUGAAUUCCACAUCUCGCAACCCCCCAAACAUGGCAGAAUCCUGGUCAACGAUUCUGUGUUUCACUCAUUUACCCAGCAUGACCUGAAGCAGGGAUACGUGAUUUAUAGGCACAGCGGCGAUGGGAACUUCGAUAUAUUUAACUUGACAGUGAAAGUUAAAGAUACCUACUUAGAUGUGAGCAUUUGUGUCCAAGUGGCCUUGGAGAGUCACCAACAGCACACUCCGAUUCUGCACAGCAGGAGCGUUACAGUUGAAGAAGGGAAAUCAGUAAAACUGAGAAGUGCAAAGCUCCAGGCUGGGAAUGAAGACAGUAUCUCUUCAGAGGUAGUGUUCACAGUCAGGACUCCACCAGUGCAUGGGUACCUCCAAAAAUCUACCACAGAAGACGCCGAUGUGGGUACAGAUGAGAAGUCCCCUCUGAGCUUCACGUGGCAGGAUAUUGAUGAUGGCAGUGUCCUUUAUGUACAGACAGCUCCAGGCCAACAAAAGGAUCAGUUCACCUUAGAUGUGACCAAAGACUCCCACUUUGUAAGGAGAGUGGAAAUGCAUUUGGAUAUCAUCCCUAAGUGGAUACCGCUGGAGGUACAGAAUUUCACGGUUCAGGAAGGGGGCUCCAAGGCACUUCUACCAGACCACCUCAGAAUUCCAAGCAAGUAUUUUGAGAGUCUUGACUGUGAAUUUGUUCUCUUCGAGCCACCAAAGCAUGGUUAUGUUGAAAGUUCCAGUUUUCCAAGAGUAAAGCUAAGGAAAUUUUCCAGGAAACAGGUGGAGCAGAAGUUGAUUUACUAUGUUCAUAACGGCACCAAGGAGUUAGUGGACAGCCUCACCAUAUUGGCAAACAGCUCAGAGCUUGGGAAACAGAGUCUGCCUCAGACUCUUUUUGUGACUGUUGAGUCUGUAAAUGACAAGGCUCCAGUAAUAACAGCCAAUAAAAUUCUCCAGGUGUGGGUGAAUUCUGUCACUGAGAUGACCAGAGAUGACCUGUGUGUAGAAGAUGGAGACUCUUCCCCACAGGACUUGGUCUACUGGGUCACUCCUCCCAGCAACGGGUACCUGGCUCUCAAGUCCAUUCCUGGCAGAAGCAUCCAGAACUUCACUCAGGCGCAGAUCGAUGAGGGCCAACUUGUGUUUGUGCACUCUGGAGCAAUGUCAGGAGGCUUUAAUUUUCAGGUUACUGACGGUUUGAAUUUUGCACCUCGGCAAAUCUUUAGCAUCACUGCCCGAACUCUGAUCAUUAGCUUAGAAGUCAACAGAGGAUUGAGCAUCUUCCCAGGUUCCACGAAGCCACUGUCAUCUAAUGCCCUGAAAGCUGUGACCAACGAUGACAAAGCAGCGAACAGAACUAUAAUGUUUACAGUUGUCAGUUCCCCUAGACUUGGGAGGCUGCUGAAGAUGAACUCUGACAACAGUACAGAGGUCAUUUCCAUUUUUACCCAACGUCUGGUCAGUGAAGGUCUGAUACUAUACCAGCAUGUGGAUCUCGAGAACACGGGAUGGACUUCAGAAGACUCCUUCACGUUCACGGCAUCCUCUCCUCCUGCAGCACUGGGCCCAGAGGAUUUCCGGAUUACCAUUUCAUAUGAAACAAACGAGUCAGGCCGACAAAGCCGGCUGCUUGCAAAUACAGGGGCCUCUGUCAAGGAGGGAGAGAAAGUUCUCAUUGACCAAUCUAAGUUAGAUGCCUCCAACCUCUUACUUCAGCUUCCCCAACCUCAGCGCUCUUCCCAUGAAAUCUGGUUCCAGGUUACAGCUCUUCCUUGCCAUGGAACCAUUUUGGUGGGAGAAAGAAACAUCUCCACAGGAAAACCGUACUUCUCCCAGCAUAUAGUUAAUGCAUUUGGAGUGACAUACCUUCAUGAUGACUCUGAAUCACUGGCUGAUAAUUUUACCUUCGCUGUUUGGCCAAACCCAAAGAACAAGUCCGCCAGCAAGCCAGAGGCUGACUUUCUAGAAGAGAUGUUCAACAUUACCAUCACCCCUGUGAAUGAUCAGCCUCCAGAAUUAAAGACCAAAGGGCUUCGUUUGACAGUUCUCCAGGGCAGCCGGUUGGUUGUGGGACCUGAAAUCCUAAAAGUAGAUGAUCUAGACAGUCCUCCAAAUGAAAUCCAAUACAUGGUCAUCCGCCAUCCCAACAAUGGCUUUUUAGCGAUGGCUCACGACCUAGACACCGCUGUUCACCAUUUUACACAAGCUGACAUCAAUAAUGCUCAGGUGUGGUUCAUACAAGACGGAAGCUCAUCCUCUGGAGUGUUUUAUUUUAGUGUGACCGAUGGUGACCAUCGGCCUCUCUACAAGCUCUUCCACCUGAAUGUCAUCCCCAUCUCCAUCACUCUUGUGAACCUCACAGACCUGCUUCUCCCACAAGGCCAGACCACUGUCUCCAUCACCAAUGCUCACCUCUCUGCGGUGACCAAUGGGAAGAGCCUCCAGAUCAUCUACAGGGUAACACAACCCCUCCAAAGUGGCCACUUGCUGAUUGAAAACCGGGUGGUCACCAGCUUUGGACAGGAGGAUUUGGACGCAGGAAGACUCUCUUACCACAUGACCAACCUCACAGCCUCGGAGGAUCAGCUGCAGUUCUCACUGUUUACAGCAGAGAGCAACUUGACAGAACAGACCCUGGACAUCAGAGUGCAGCCUUUACUACGGGUUACACGGAACCUGAAAGUGGUCAACAGAGUGCCUCAUCAGCUGCAGAGGGAGGACCUAGAUGCAACCGAGCUAGCUAACAGGACAAAUAGUGAUCCCACAUUUGAAGUGACACAACCUCCCAUCUACGGGCGGCUUGUACGAAGAGCAGUUGACAGCCCUGUGAUGGAGGAGAUCACUCAGUUCACCCAGGGAGACAUCGACCGAGGUCAGCUGGUGCUGGAGCCACGUGCUAACCUAACAGGCACUGGUACACUGAAUGACUCCUUCACCUUCUUGCUCAGUGCAGACCAUGUACAGCCAGCAACAGGUUAUCUGGCCUUUAGCAUAGUGCCACCAGACCCCUCAUCUUUACAAACACUUACACCAGGUGUGCCUUUAUUCAUCACUGGAGAGAGCCUCGUGGCCUCAGUUUUCUCUCAGAAACAACUUACGGCUUCCACUGUAACACAGACAGAAACUCCAGGGAAUCUGACCCAGAGCAAAUGGAGAGGGACAGAUUCCUGGGGACAACUCAAUGGCAAAGAAGCAAAUGUGGAUGGCAAGGUCUCCCCCACCAAGGUCAUUUGGCCAUAUGCUGCCACCAAAGUCAUUUCUGGGGGAGCCAUAGGGCACAGAGACAGCAGUUUCCCUCUGAUGGUCAUCGUACCCUUGGCUGCUGUGUUCCUCCUUCUGAUGGUGACUGCGAUGGCCCUGUGUGUCUGGCUGCUGAGGCGAAAGGAGGAAAAGGCUAACCCUCUUCUCCAGCCCAAGACCAACCUUGAAUCCCCACCUCCCAGCUGUCGAGCAGAACGGAGUGGAGCCGUUCCCACGGUCACCGUGACUCCCCUGAUGAGAAACUCCAGCAGCCCUGCCACCAGUCCGUCCCUGCCCCCACAGUAUGAUCAUAUGGCCUCCCUGGGGACUGAGCCUGUCGAGAAAUGUGCUCCUUGGGAGGCGUGGGCGAACCUGGAUCCUGACAUGGCCAAGCUCUGCCGACAAACCAACCCAGCGCUGAAACACAACCAGUACUGGGUAUAAAUGUGAACUGCCCCGCCACCGCCCUCUCCCACCCGGUCCCUCUCAUCUUCUGUCUCUCCCUCCUUUUCCCUCUCUCUCCCCCCUCUCUCUCCCGUCUCGCUCCCUGCCCCUCCCCCAUCUCUGUCUUCCCUUGCUCUUAUUGAUACUUACUGUGCACAGCUAAGAUCGGGACUGAACUGUAGUGAUGAAGGAGUACUGAUUGACUCACGGAAGGCCGCCCUGACGCACACGGCUCAGCGCUCUGACUCCUACUCACACGGCUCAGUGCUCUGACUCGCGCUCCUGGGCUUGCCUCGAUUGGACUUUCACUGGACCUGGUGUUCUCAAUACAUACUUUUCUCUUAAGAAUUAAGCCCUUCACUAAGGUACUACUGAGCAUUUGGGCCCGAUGGGAAGCAGAAGCAUUAACUUGGGGCUUUUAGUUAGGGGGGGGAUGGUUUGGCGGCUUUUCAUGGAAGUGUCACUCUGCGUGAGUCAGCAGGAAGUGCCAGUUCUGUCUCCACAGAAGAUGUCAUUUAUUACAUCAACAAGUUUGUUUGUGUGUCACCCUUGUCCUCUGUGGAAUAUUCUAGAGUUGGCCUCCUCAUGCAAGAAAUGCCUUGUUCAGAUGGCAGGGCAAUCUGACCUCCUUUGGGGAUAGUCAUUGUAUACAUUGUAUUUCAUCAAGAAGCUUUGUCAUUCUGAUGUAGAAAGUCAGGAAAUAUUAUUUGAAGCUCCGAGGGAUAGAAAGGCAUGUUAAAAACUUAAAAAAAUAUUUCUUGAUGCCUUAGUUUGGCAUCCUUUUAUAAUAAAUUGAAAUAAUGACAAA